AUGCCUGCGUUGGCCUCGAGCGGCGUCGACAACUUCCAUCGUGAGCCGAGUGCCCCGGCUCAAGCCGCGCGCGACGAGUCGAGGGCUGGUCAAAACGCUUGCCGCACGCGGCCAAUCGCGGAGAUGACAACCUCGCCGGAUGAUAUCAACACAUGCCCUGGGUCUAGCACGACUGAGUGCCGCCGUUCACCCGCCAGCCAUGAGGAGGGGAGGCCGCCGGGAAGCCUAGCAUCCGAUGAAGGCAAAAGCCAGCGUGCGGGACUUCGGUGGUUCAGCCAGAUGAAGUCUUGGCUUUCCGUCAGCGAGCCUUCGGCGCAGGCGAUGAAGGAUCAGAGAAAGUCGGCCUAUCGCAAGUACGGCAUUGAUCUCCACGACCCCAACGCCGCCGCAAAGAUGCAUUUACCCAUCGGCAAAGUACCCGAAGGCGUUACUACAUCUACGAAAGGCCCCCGUCCGGAAAAGGUAUUCCAAGAGAGGGCCAAACGGGCGGGGACGGUUGGCAGGCAGGCGUACCUAGCCCACGACGGGUCGCAAUCGGUCUCCAGCGGCUUGUCCUCCAACGCAAGCACCAAGGAAGCCAGUCCGGUUGCCCCGUGGGCGUGA
Messenger RNA from Drechmeria coniospora, 603 nucleotides. RefSeq lists its product as uncharacterized. The transcript has a single exon. Bases 1 to 603 code for a protein of 200 amino acids. NCBI's taxonomy places the organism in Eukaryota, Fungi, Ascomycota, Sordariomycetes, Hypocreales, Ophiocordycipitaceae. The record is from RefSeq and is a predicted model, not a curated record.